AUGGCAAACACUAACAAAUUUCACAAAAAUGGGGAGUUUGUAAUAGUAACAACACUAAUUAUACUGCUGGUAAUUACAAACAUAUCUCUAUUCAAGACAAGUUAUUUUUUUCAUACACUAAUAUGUUCAGUAUCUUCUUUAUUGACUUACGUAGCUUGUAGUAAAUUAAUUCCAACAUUUGGAGAAAAGCUUCUAGAGAAUGGACUUUUUGGAAUAGAUAUAAACAAAAAAAGUAACAAUUUAAAUAGUAAAGAGAAGGAAGCAAAUAUAAGUGAACUUGUAAUAAUUGAUAAGAAAGAUAAUAUAGAAAAGAAGAUACCAGAAUCAUUAGGUAUAGUACCAGCAAGCAUGUUUAUGAUCACAGCAAUUUGUAAUCAGAUUCUGUUCAGUAAUGAUCCAGUUAAGCUUUUGGAGUAUAAUUCUGGACUGCUUUCAAUUUGUAUGAUGAUAUUUCUUGGAUUUGUGGAUGAUGUUUUGAAUUUAAAGUGGAGAUAUAAAAUGGUACUACCAGUAUUUGCAGCUUUACCAACUUUAGUUUCUUAUAACGGUGGGACACAAAUAAUUGUGCCUCUAUUUUUAACGGGUGGAGACUACUCAUCAAGGAUUUUGAUUGAUUUGGGAUACUUUUAUUACCUUUAUAUGUUAUGCUUAACAGUAUUUUGUACAAAUUCCAUCAAUAUUUAUGCAGGAGUAAAUGGAUUAGAGGUUGGACAAUCAAUAAUUAUCUCAGCUUCUAUAAUAGUGUAUAAUAUAAUUGAGAUGCUUACAAUACUUCCAAAUUGGCAAUUCAGUUUCAGAUCAAAUCACCACUUCUUUUCAAUUUUACUUUUACUUCCCUUUACAGCUUCAAGUCUCUCACUAUUUCACUUUAAUAGGUAUCCUUCUUUGGUAUUUGUUGGGGAUACUUAUACUUAUUUUGCAGGAGCCUGUUUUGCAAUUGUUAGUAUAUUGGGACAUUUUUCAAAGACUCUUCUCCUUUUCUUCCUACCACAAAUUCUUAACUUUAUAAUUUCAACCCCUCAACUUUUUGGAAUAGUUUAUUGUCCAAGACACAGAGUUCCAAAAUUUAAUGAGAAGACGGGAAAACUGGAAUCUUCUAAGAAUCUGACUCUGCUUAACCUAGUUUUGGAAAUAACUGGUCCUUUAACAGAGAAACAGCUGGUUUAUUGUUUAUUGAUAAUCCAGACGACAUUCUUAUGUCUUAAACUCAAUCCAAGACAAGGAAUAGAUGUUACUCUUCCCUGCCUUGGUCGUGCUUGGCCGGUUAACCCGUCUCGCAAGCUUAUAUUUGAGUCACUAGGACUUUUAUGCAUCAUUUUACAUAUCUCCAAUUUAAUUUGCUAUGAUUAG
Molecule: messenger RNA, 1350 nt
Organism: Cryptosporidium ubiquitum
Lineage: Eukaryota; Apicomplexa; Conoidasida; Eucoccidiorida; Cryptosporidiidae
Product: N-acetylglucosamine-1-phosphate transferase
Exons: 2
Coding region: 1-1350 (449 amino acids)
Biological process (GO): protein N-linked glycosylation; dolichol-linked oligosaccharide biosynthetic process
Cellular component (GO): membrane
Molecular function (GO): UDP-N-acetylglucosamine-dolichyl-phosphate N-acetylglucosaminephosphotransferase activity
Source: RefSeq, a predicted model, not a curated record